Molecule: messenger RNA, 1128 nt
Organism: Ostreobium quekettii
Lineage: Eukaryota; Viridiplantae; Chlorophyta; Ulvophyceae; Bryopsidales; Ostreobiaceae
Source: the annotation of a GenBank genome assembly
AUGGGCGACCCGCCAGCCAAGACCGCCAUCGUGACUGGAGCUAACGCCGGAAUCGGCAGGGAGGUUGCGCAAGGACUGGUGGCCAGGGGAUGGCGCGUCAUCCUCGCGUGCCGCGACACCCGGGCGGCGGGCCGCGCCGCCGAGGACAUCGCGCGGGAGGCGCCCGGCGGCGCGGUGGAGGUCGGGCCCGCGCUGGACCUGGCGGACAACGGCAGUGUGCGCAACUUCGUUAAGGGGAUUGGCGAUCGUCCUGUGCAUUUGUUGGUGAACAACGCGGCCGUGAACUUCGUCCCAAAGUGGCACACAGAGGACGGUGUUGCAGGCAUGGUGCAGGUCAACUACCUGGGCCCCUACCUACUGACCCGCCUCCUGGCCCCCUCCCUGCGCGCUUGCGCCCCCUCUCGCGUCGUCCACGUCUCCUCCGUCAUGCACCGCCUGACCCACAUGCCCCGCCCCGCCGCCUUCCUCUCCACCUGGUCCCCAUCCUGCUACGCCAACACAAAGCUCGCCAACAUCCUCUUCGCCAACGAGUUUCACAGGCGGGAGGGGCCCCUUGGAGUGCACAGCUGCGCCGUGGACCCUGGCGGUGUGCGAACAAGAAUCUACGCUGGAUCGAUCUACGCUCGGCCCCCGCUGUCUUGGGCGGUCGAUCUUCUGUUCGCCCCUCCGAGCGACGGCGCGCAGGCCGUCCUGCACGCGGCCACCUGCGACUGGCCGCCCACCAUUGGCAGGGAUUCGCUCGAACAUGGCCCAGGCACGCGGUCGGAAAGAAGAGAGUUGCUGCAAAUUUUAAGGAAAGGUCAGAGUCCGGUGGGUCAGUCGGGAUCGCGGCGUGGGUCAGCGAGUAAUGGCUUCAGUUUCUACGCGCGGGGGCUGUUCGCCUCGCCGCUGGUGACGCGUUGGGGCGGCGGGGGGGAGGGAUGGCAGGGCGCCGCCUGGGGCGCUGUGUACGCCUUGGUGUUGGCGCUGCACGCGGCAAUGGAUUAUCCGAUCAGGCGGAUGUCGGGGGGACGGUGGGGCGGCGGCACGAGGGCGGUACCGGCGGCUCCGCAGGCGGGCGACGCCCGGCUGGCGCUGGAGCUGUGGAACUCUUCCGCCGAGAUCGUGGGGCUGCCCAGGCAUUCAUAG